Molecule: messenger RNA, 2160 nt
Organism: Paramuricea clavata
Lineage: Eukaryota; Metazoa; Cnidaria; Anthozoa; Malacalcyonacea; Plexauridae
Source: the annotation of a GenBank genome assembly
AUGAUAGUUGUUUUACCUGGAUCAACUGCCAGACUAAAGUGGUCAUUUGUGGGCAAUCCUGCUCGAGCAUCUCUACUUUGGUAUUUCACAAGAAGAGGUGGUUCAAAGGCGGAAGAGCUUGCUGUAAAAUUUCGCACCAUGGACGUUUUAAUUGCUAACAGCAGCCUGCCUGGGGUUGCAAUAGAAACACCAGCAACGUUGGUUCUAAAGAAUGUUGAUGAACGUUAUAAUGGAAAAUACUACUUUAAUGUUCUAGUAUCUGGUGGAGGUGGUGAGGUUGCAGUUGAGGUUUUUGUUUUAGGUACGUUUUGUUGAAGUACAGUAGGUAACAUUUCAGAUAUGCUUAUAAUUCUAGGUUGCAUGGACAUGGCAAAGGUGGUCAAGGCAACAUGUACGGUAGAAAUCUUUACCAUUAUAAUUUUAAUUAGUUCGUAAAGGGAAUGAAACACUAAGGCAACAUCUGCAGUGGAAAUGUUUACUAUUAUAUUGAGCUACACUUUCGCCCUACAUAGUGACUUUCCAAAAUAAACUCUUUUGUGGUUUCAUUACAUUUCAGAGAAACCAACUGUGACAUUCAAUUGUUCCAGGCCCAUCAUAGUAAAUGAAGGUGAUGAUGUCAAGUGUCAAUGUAGAGGUGAAGGUGGAAAUCCUCCUGCAGACGUUACAUGGUAUAAAGGUAGCAACAAAAUUGGUGGAACAGGAAGAGAAGAACAAUCAUUAACUUUCAGUAACGUUGAUAAAACAGCCAGUGGAACAUAUAAAUGUGUAGCCAAGAGCCAUAAUGUAACGGAUGAAAAAUCAAUCGAAGUAAUUGUUUAUUGUAAGUAGAUAAUUGCAUGCAUGAUAUUAACUUCAUAUUAACAAAACUUCAAAGAGCAAUACAUGUAAAUUAUUUCAAAAUUCUUGUUAGAAUAUAUUUCAAAUGAUAGGAGUAUGCACCUUAUAAUGCCGAAAAUGCUUAAUUAUACCUAUAUCAGCACUGAAAUCCUUUGGCUACAUGCAUAUUGGCUGAAAGCGUAAACAAUUCGGCUAUCUCAGUAUUUACAAUGAAUAAAGGCAUGCAAAGCUUCCUAUCAGCGAGCCCCAGAUCCUCAUCAGUGCAAAUAAAAAUUUUAUCAUUUAGUUAUAAAGAGUUUGUGUUUUUAUCAUAGACGCAGUUCCACCUACAGUGAUACGCCUUACGUCGACUCCGGAAAAUGUCGUAUUUGGUGAAUCAGUUGUGAUAACGUGUGAAGCUAUAGCCGUGCCUUUACCAAGUUAUACUAUAAUCCAUAACGACACUGAAGUCGUCAGUACUCACAAGACAUAUAUAAUAACUGUUCUUGAAUAUAGUCAUGCUGGGUCAUAUAAAUGUAUUGCAACAAGCGUACUUGGAAAUAGUUCAAAGGAAUUCAGUUUGUCUGUCGGAGGUAACUAUAACAUAUACAAUCUUUUCUAUGAUUGAAUUAUCUUUUAAAAAGUAAUAUACUGUAGUCUAUCAAGCUGAAAAUGUACUAGGCAAAAAGGGCAGAUUCUUUCUUAACAAUCUGAUUUCAUUUACAGUAACACGAACAACGAAUGCUCCAACUACAAAAGAUUUCGGACCAGGUAAGGUGGUUUUCUUUUCCUAACAUGGUUCAGAAAGUAUGAUGUUUGUUUUCUUUUUAACUGACAAGAAACAAAUUGUUUAGAAAAUUGGUAAGUCCAUAUCGGUAACUGUAUUCUUCUUAAUUUUCAGGAAAAGCAGCUUCAGAAGAAUGUAAUUGCAGUGGAACUGUAUGGUAUAUGGUUGUGGUAAUAUUGGUGUCUGGGAUUAUCAUUGGAAUUCUUUUUUCCUACAUUGUCUCAUGUUCUCGUCGUAAAUUUAGAAGCAGGAAACCGAAUUCAAACCCUGAACCAAAGACAACUGAAGUUGACACAACUUAUCAAGAGCUUGAUCUUUCAAAAAUGAACACGGAAGAUAAUUAUCAAUCGUUGAGAAACAGAGGUCCUCAAUCAAAUCCCGAACCAAAGACAACUGAAGUUGACACAACUUAUCAAGAGCUUGAUCUUUCAAAAAUGAACACAAAAGACAAUUAUCAAUCAUUGAGAGUUAAUGCUGGAAAUAAUGAGGAGGAGUCAACUUAUACUGAAUUAAACCAAAUCAGAGAUGUGGAGGAUAACUACCAAUCUCUAACUUGA